This is a messenger RNA of Sorex araneus (European shrew), 5697 nucleotides long. RefSeq names its product prostaglandin F2 receptor inhibitor (gene PTGFRN). NCBI's taxonomy places the organism in Eukaryota, Metazoa, Chordata, Mammalia, Eulipotyphla, Soricidae. The record is from RefSeq and is a predicted model, not a curated record. Bases 68 to 2704 code for a protein of 878 amino acids. The transcript is spliced from 9 exons.
GCGCGGAGCAGGCGCGCGGCCCGGGCGAGGCGCGGGCGCGGGCGGCGCGGGGCUGCAGGCGGCGAGCAUGGGGCGCGCGGCGCCCGGGGCCCUGCUGCUGGCGCUUGCGUGUCUGGCUCUUUGUCAGGGGCGCGUGGUGAGAGUGCCCAGGGGCAGCCUGGUGCGGGUGGUGGGCACUGAGCUGGUCAUCCCCUGCAACGUCAGCGACUACGAUGGCCCCAGUGAGCAGAACUUCGACUGGAGUUUCUCCCCAUUGGGUAGCAGCUACGUGGAGCUGGCCAGCACCUGGGAGGUGGGCUUCCCAGCACAGCAGUACCGCGAGCGGCUGCAGCGGGGGGAGAUCGUCCUGCGGAGAACUGCCAACGAUGCCGUGGAGCUGCGCAUACAGAACGUGCAACCCGCAGACCAGGGCUCCUACAAGUGCUCCACUCCCAGCACAGAUGCCACCAUGCAGGGAAACUAUGAGGACACGGUGCAGGUGCAAGUGCUGGCAGAUGCCCUGCGCCUGAGCCCGGUCCUGCGGCCCACGCCCGGUCUGCGCCUGCGGGAGGGUGAGCCCAUGGCGCUGCGCUGCGCUGCGUCUACCGCGUCGCCGCUGCACACGCAUGUGGCGCUGCGUUGGGAGCUGGCGCGCAGUGGGGCACGGCGCGCAGUGCUGGCGCUGACGCACGAGGGCAGGUUCCUCCCGGGCCCCGGCUACGAGCAGCGCUACCGCGCCGGGGACGUGCGCCUGGACACCGAGGGCGCCGACGGCUACCGCCUCUCCAUGGCUCGGGUCCUGGCUGCCGACCAGGGCACCUACCGUUGCGUGGUCAGCGAGUGGAUCGGCGAGCAGGGCUCCUGGCAAGAAAUUCAAGAGAAAGCUGUGGAAGUGGCCACGGUGGUGAUCCAGCCCACAGCACUCCAGGCAGCUGUGGCUCGGAAUAUGUCUGUAACUGAAGGCACGGAGCUGGACCUGGCCUGUAACAUCACCACCGAUCGAACGGAUGACGUGCGGCCUGAAGUGACGUGGUAUUACAGCAGAACUCCUGACAGCACUCUGCCGGGCCCACACAUGCUGGCGCGGCUGGACCGGGAGUCCCUCAUGCACAGUUCUCCUCACAUUGCCAUCAGCCACGUGGAUCCACGCUCCUACCACUUGCUGCUCCGAGAUGUUAGCAAAGAGAACUCUGGCUAUUAUUUCUGUGUUGUGUCACUCUGGGCCCCUGGGCACAACAGGAGCUGGCACAAGGUGGCAGAGACCACUUCCCCCCCACAUCAGGUGGAGGUGACCUGGCAAGAACCAGAUUACCAGGUGUACCUAAAUGCAUCCAAGGUGGCCGAGUUUUCGGAUGACCUCACCAAACUGGACUGCCAGGUGGACAGCAGGAAUGCCGAGGCGGGCAUGCGUUUCACUGUGUCCUGGUACUAUCGGCUGAAUCGGCGUAGUGAUGAUGCAGUGGCCAGUGAGCUGCUGGCCAUCAUGAAUGGGGACUGGACUCUCAAGUAUGGUGAGAGGAGCCAGCAGCGGGCCCAGGAUGGAGACUUCAUCUUUUCCAAGGAGCAAAGCGACACAUUCACCUUCCGAAUCCAGAGGACCACCGAGGAAGACAGAGGCAGCUACUACUGCGUCGUGUCAGCCUGGACAAGGCAGCGCAAUAACAGCUGGGUGAAGAGCAAGGAGGUCUUCUCGAGGCCCGUCAAUGUGUUCUGGGCCGCUGAAGACUCCAUGCUGGUGGUGAAGGCCAGGCAGCUCAAGCCUUUCUUUGCCGUGGGGAAUACAUUUGAGAUGAUUUGUAAAGUGUCUUCCAAGAAUAUUAAGUCGCCACGCUAUUCUGUUCUCAUCACUGCUGAGAAGCCGGUUGGUGACCUCACCAGUCCCAAUGAAACCAAGUACAUCAUCUCCCUGGACCUGGAUUCGGUGGUGAAGCUAGAGAACUGGACGGACGAAUCACGUGUGGAUGGUGUGGUAUUAGAGAAGGUUCAGGAAGAUGAGUUUCGCUACCGAAUGUACCAGACUCAGAUCUCCGAUGCAGGGCUGUACCGCUGCCUGGUGACAGCCUGGUCUCCAGUCAGGGGCAGCCUGUGGCGAGAGGCAGCCACCAGCCUUUCCAAUGCUAUCGAGAUUGACUUCCCAACCUCAGGUCCUACUUUCAAUGUCUCUGUGCAUUCGGACACACCAUCGGUCAUCCGUGGAGAGCUGAUCAAGUUAUUUUGUAUCAUCACCAUGGAGGGAGCAGCUCUGGAUCCAGAUGACAUGGCCUUUGAUGUGUCCUGGUUUGCUGUGCACUCCUUUGGCCUUGACAAGGCCCCAGUGCUCCUGUCUUCCCUGGAUCAGAAAGGGAUUGUGACCACGACCCAGAGGGGCUGGAAAAGUGACCUCAGCCUGGAGCGCCUAAGUGAGCUGGAGUUCCUUCUGCGUGUGCAUAGCUCAGAGGACCAAGACUUUGGCAACUAUUAUUGUGCUGUGACGCCAUGGGUGAAGUCGCCCACGGGUUCCUGGCAGAAGAAGGCAGAGAUCCAGGCCAAGCCCAUCUUCAUAACGGUGAAGAUGGACGUCCUGAAUGCCUUCAAGUACCCACUGCUGAUCGGCGUGGGCCUGUCCACAGUCAUCGGGCUCCUGUCCUGCCUCAUUGGCUACUGCAGCUCUCACUGGUGCUGCAAGAAGGAGGUGCAGGACACCCGGCGUGAGCGCCGCCGCCUCAUGUCCAUGGAGAUGGACUAGGCCAGUGAUGCAGACCCUGCAAAGGGACAGGCAAGAAGGGGACCUCAAUGGCUGACUGCAAUGCGUGACACUGAGCCCAGUCCACUGUAAUCUCAGGUGGGCUGUUACCACUCCCACAGCACGCCAAGCUGGCUGCGGGACCUGUUUACCAGCACCCAGCCUGCUCUUCAUGGUACUUCACACUCCAGCCAGCAGUGUGUGCGCGGCUUUCGAAAUACUUAAUGUUCGUCUAAUUUUUUUCUCCUACUGGUUUUGGGGAUCCUCUGACUUGUGUGUUUUUCCCAUUCAUUGCAAGGGGGUGGUGAGGAAGGGGUGGUGACAUUCAGAGUUCUGAGUCUUGAGUGGGCAUGGAGGUACCUGCGGGGGAGACUUGGGGCCAGGGGCCAGCCUCCGUGCGGGUACAAGCCAGCACAGACUUGAACUGGAGGCUCUGGUCUUCUUUGCUUUGACUCGCUGGCCCACCCCUCUUCAUAGGGGUUUUGAUGACCCUGGAAAUCUCACCUUGGAGCAUGGCUUUACUCCGUGAGCUCAAAUAUAUUCUUCCUUUUUCUCUUUGGCUUCCUCACCCCUUUCCCACUUCUUUUGUAUUUGUUUUCUGCGAGAGUGCGGAAGCCACCGGCCUGGAAUCUGGAGUUUGGCUCUCCACCAAGCACCUUAUCUCGCCACCUUCGCCUUAAGAGUGAAUCUGAAGACAAAUAUGACUCCCCCACCCACCCACCCCCCACUCCCACCUUCUCUAUCCAGAUUGGAAAGGAGGCUUGCUGGGAGGAGGAGGCAGGCACAGAAGGAUCCUGGGAGCUGGGCUUGCAGGAGAGAAGGCCCGUCUACUAGGGGACUGCCUGAUACACCAUGUAUACUUCACAGGCUGCUGGGGUUCCUUCAUGCAAAGGCUAAAUUGCUGCUUGCAAGAUUGACAGACUUCACAAGACCAGAAAUUGCCUAGAAUAACCAUGCAUUUUCCAUGACUUUUGCUGUCCUUCAAGUCUUUGACGAGCCCCUGCAGGGGUGAUUGAGGAAAGGUGCAUUUUGCCAUGCAUUUGAUUUUUCACAGAAAACAACCCGGCAAUUUAUGGUCCUGUAAAAUGGCUUCAAAGGACAUGAGGGAGCAGUCUGUUUGCCCCUCUGUGUCUGCCCUGGGGAGGAAGAGGAGGAAAGCUGCUCCUCUCCAGCUCCCACUCCCCGGAGGGUCUCCCCUCUCUUUGUCCCUCCCAACUCUGACCUUUAGGAAGCUGCCUGGGUGCCCACAGCUUCCAGGCUAACUCCUGCUCUCCUGGCAAUGCACCCUGCUUUGAUCCUGUCUGCCAGGGAUCUGACACCACUCUGUCUUCCCAAGAGGAAAAAACAUGCAUUUGUUCUAAGCAAUAAAGUCCUGCAAACUGAUGGCCAUUCAUGUGCGGCUCUUUGUCUAGUGGGCUAACUAGCCGCACCCCUUCCAGCUCCCUUCCCACUCCCUGGCCUCCCCUCACUCUCCUGUCCCCCAUUCACUCUCUCUAAGCACCACCCCACCCCCGGGAGGCAGUUCGCUACCAAGUCUUCCUUUUUAUUUAUUUUGUGCCCAGAGGAGACCUCUUAGGUCUCAGAAACCAGCUUCUGUGCUCUUAGUCGCAGCCAAAGUGGAUCCUGGGCGCAGCAUAAGCAGGCAGAAAGAUGGGCGGCAAGUUUGCCCCCCAAAGUGUGAGCAGUUAGAGGAAGAAGGGAGGACUCUGAGCACCCUGGACCUCAGGGAGUGGAAGUGAGAGCACGUGAGACAGGUGCUGUGUUAGUGAUGGCUCUCUGAACCCUGGCAGUCGUCAUGUUUACAAGAAAAUUCAGGAUUAUUGUUAUCGGGGGUCCUUCUUGCCUAACAUGAAGGGGGCUGUGCAUUGUUCAAGACCAGGUGGACUGGAGUGUGUGUAAAAACACAGGAGGUUCUCAGCAGGUGCCCUGCAUGGCUGAGGGGACCUCCACACUCUUCAGUGGAGGCCUCAAUCCCCACCUCACUCUCUUCCACUGGGCAGGCACCAUGCCAGGGGCAAUCCCAGAGUGCGAACCAGGGACCUUGUGCCUCCAUGGGACUUAGCCGUGCCUGGGAGUUGAGACGUUGGGAAUCCCUCUUUUGCUGUAGCAAAUAAGAGCACCUCAUAGAAAGUGCUCUUCUGGAAGUGUAUCACCCAGAGCCAAGGGUGUGACCAGGGGCAGGAACAGCCUUGAUGCACACGACAGACUGACUUGCACUUCUGAAUAGAAAGGAACUUGAUAACUCGAUGCAAAGUGUUGGGUCUCCUCCUCAAUCUUGGAGGAGGCACCAGGAGGGAAGGUCACACAGAAAGAACCUGAGCUAGACUCAGCUGGAAACUUCAAAAUUGUUUCAAAGUGUUUACUUUCUAAUGUUUACAUACACUAUUCACUUUUGAGGAGAAAAAGAAAAACCUGCCUACUCUGACUUUUCAACAACUUUUCCAAUUUUUUCACAAGAUGAAAAACUGAGUCACCAACUGGAUUGAAGUCCUAAUUUUGAAUUUUGGGGGCAGAUGCUCCCCCCCACCCCACUUUCCCCUGGGAUCCUGGCAGAGGAGCUCCCUGCGCUCUCGCUUCUCACUUUGCAGACUAUCUGCAGCCAUGAUCUUGUCACUGACAUCGUGCGCCAAAGACUGAGCCUUUUGGGCAGAAAUAAUAAGCAAUACUUCAUGACUUGCAACUUUAAGAAAACUUUUUUUUCCUAGCUUCACAGAUGACAAGGGAAGAAGGGAACUGGGAUUUGGGUAAGUUCUUCUCCACUGUUUGACCAAAUUCUCAGUGAUAAAUAUUGUGUGCAGAUCACUAGGAGAAAAAAGUUGACUUUUCUUUUUUUAGCGUGGCACAUAAGGAUGGAUCUGCCGGAUUUUAUGUAGACAAAGAAAGGGUCUUGUGUAUUUUUUGUCCAUAUCUGAUGUUAUACAAACUAAUUGUUUUAUACUGUGACCACAGAUAUUAUGCAAUGCACCAUUUUUUUAAUUUCAUUAAAGGAAGAUUAA